AUUUCUGCACUGUUCAGAAAGGUCCAAUAAGUCUGGAAAUACUCGGGGUGCACAGUAGGAGCCAUUUCUUCUUUAAACUUUGCCACGAGGUAAUCAAGAAGCUGCUCAGAGUUCAGCCCUCUCUUCAUGCCAUGAGCUGGAAAAUAAAGGAAUGUGCCAGGAAUCCUCGUAUGAGAAGAUGCCGGUUUUUUUGCUAUUUAAUAAUACACUUACCACUGCAGUAAGUGCCAUGUCGGAGAUAUUUAUACCCCCACCCUCCACAUUGGCUUUUACUUCCCCCAGAAUCAAUAAAAUGAAAACAGAAGGAGAGGUUUUGCUCAUCUUAUUUACAAAAGUAGCUUUUAGUGGGUUGUUGGAGGUGUUUGUGAUUUCAUGCUGAAGCUUGUCUGAAUGCCUUUUUGUCUCCUUUUUUCGCAUGUCAGAUGUGAGGGAUUAUGGCUGUGUUUGGAAUGUGGCCUAGAGGUGAAAGUCUCUGAGCAGCCACAGCCAGAUUUGUGUUGGAGCAAGAGCAGUCUUGCGAGACUGAACUUGUGCUGGUGUGCAGAAAUUGCACUGUUCGUCCUGCGCAGAGUUGAUUCCAUGAGAAUUCAGCACUUUCAAGCCGGAAAAGCUGCGUACCCAGUCUUGGCCUUUUUGAAUGGGAGGUUUGGAGGCGGAGAGGAGGGUUGGAAAAUACGACAGGCCAAGCCCAGAGAGGCAAAGCUAGUAGACGGAAAGGAGAAGCGGAAGAGGGAGGAACACAGACACAGCCCGCGGCGAAGGAGGAGAACAGCCGAGUAGGGACUCGGCAGGUGGUGUCACCUGAGCGGCACAGGUGGGCUGGUAAAAAGUGGGAGGAGGUUGGAAGAGGCAGGAAUGAGGACAGACCGGUUUCCUGCACUUCUGCAGGACUGUUCUAAGCUUAGGUUCUCUAUAUCAGAUUUUGAUUCGGCCUCAAUUAAGAGAACACCAUGGAUUAAGGACUUUAACACCACUACUGUCGUGGGCUGCAUACCUGAAAAGGAAUACCAUAAUGGAGAGACCACAACAGAAUGCCCUGUGGUGGUCCUGCGAAGGUCUAACCCUGGGGUAAAACACGUUGGUAGCAGCAGGAAGACGGUGAGCAUGUAUGGCUCCCUGGAUGAGCCCCAAAAACAACGAAUUACGACGGUGGGUCAUGAGCAUAGGUCACAGAGACCUCACAGUGUAUGCAUGCUGGCUGCCUCUCAGUCGAGCAGUGUGCUUGAAACCAAUUCCUCCUCAGCUAAAACGGGUAACUUCAACCGUUUUCAACAGCGUACAUGUAGGAGAACAACUGAUGGCCUCAAGCAAGACAUGCCUCCCUCUUUCCGGCUGCCCCCGUAUCCGCAACAGGAGGUCCUACCGCGCCGAACCCUGCAGACAACUGGAAGACCUCGGCCCGUUAGCAUGACCGUUCUAGAGCUGAAGGAGGCUAGUAGAUCACAAGACGAACUGGCCAACCGCACUUCCAGCGACGCUGCAAGCCUGCCUCGCUCUGGCUUUCGAUGGAGGCUCUUUGGCCGACAGGCACAGGAUAAGGAGACGGCAGCCAUUUCAGUACCUACCAGCAGCAAACCAGAUAGGCCAAAGAAGAGGUUUAGCUCUCUGCGAAGGAGCCUAAGCCUCAGGCUCAAGCGGAAUUGUAAUCAACCAGAGCAAGGUGCUGUACGAGAAAGAACAUGGACGACAAGUGUGAGAGAAGAUGUGACACGGUCCAGCCAGCCAUUCUCUUAUCUGACUGGCAGGACGUUGUCUCCUGCUUAUGAGCACAGUCAGGACCAGAGAGGAAAGCAGUUAAUAGAGUUCCAAACUAGAGGGAAAGUCUCGGUCAUCGAGGUCCCCUUAGCCCCACCGAAACUCACCAAGCCCCUCAAACCGACGUCUUCAGAGCCGAAUUUUUGGCAGCUCAUCACUAGUCGCUUUAAGAGAAAAGGCAACAAAUCUGAAGCCUGUGCUGAAAGCAAACUACCUGGCACCGAUCCCCCAGCCUGGAAUAAAAAGCCAGUUACCAUAGAGACAUUAAAGGGCAUUGAUUUCAGCAAAGGUCAAGAUUCCUUUGUCAACAGUCAGGAGUGGACAUUGAGUAGAUCAGUACCAGAGCUCAAAGUGGGCAUUGUGGGUAACCUCUCCAGCGGGAAGUCGGCCCUCGUGCACCGGUACCUGACAGGAACAUAUGUCCAGGAGGAGUCUCCGGAGGGAGGAAGGUUUAAAAAGGAGAUUGUGGUGGAUGGACAGAGCUACCUGCUGCUAAUCCGAGACGAAGGAGGACCUCCUGAGCUUCAGUUUGCCGCCUGGGUGGACGCCGUGGUGUUCGUCUUCAGCCUGGAGGACGAGAUCAGUUUCCAGACUGUCUAUAACUACUUUCUGCGCCUGUCCAGCUACAGGAACACGGCUGAGGUGCCCAUGGUGCUGGUGGGCACGCAGGAUGCCAUCAGUGCCACCAACCCGCGAGUAAUCGAUGACGCUCGUGCCCGCAAGCUCUCCAACGACUUGAAGCGCUCCACCUACUACGAGACCUGCUCCACGUAUGGCCUCAAUGUGGAGAGAGUCUUCCAGGAUGUCGCUCAGAAGGUGGUGGCACUGAGGAAGAAGCAGCAGUUGGCCAUCGGGCCGUGCAAAUCUCUGCCAAACUCGCCUAGCCACACGUCCGUCCCCUCCGCGGCCAUUCCCUCCGUACACCUCAACCAGGCUGCUAACGGAGGGGGCGCGCCAUUCAGUGACUACUCCUCCUCAGUGCCCUCCACCCCCAGCAUGGGGCAGCGGGAGAUGCGCAUCGAGACCAUCGCUGCCUCAAACACGCCCACGCCCAUACGCAAGCAGUCCAAACGCCGCUCCAACAUCUUCACAUCGCGGAAAGCCAGUGAGCAGGCAAAGAGCGCCGAGUGUAAAACAGACAGCAUAGGCAGUGGGAGGGCCAUUCCCAUCAAACAGGGCAUUCUGCUAAAGAGGAGCGGAAAAUCACUGAAUAAAGAGUGGAAAAAGAAGUACGUGACGUUGUGCGACAACGGCGUCCUCACUUAUCAUCCCAGCUUACACGAUUACAUGCAGAACGUUCAUGGGAAAGAGAUCGAUUUGCUCCGGACGACGGUCAAAGUGCCGGGGAAACGGCCGCCUCGGGCGGUGGCUACGGUAGCGCCGACUGCUAGCCCCAAAAGCAACGGUUUAACCAAGGACAGGAGCACGCUCCAGCUGGGCAUCGGAGCCACAGGCGCUUCUCACUCCAACAGUAGUACCUCUCUGCAGUCUGGAGGCGUGGCCUCAGGACUGGGUGUGGUCUCUGUGGGCGGGGCUAAAGAGGGAAUGCAUCAACGCUCUUUCUCUGUGUCUAGUGCUGAGCAGUGGAAUGAAGCAGUUAACACGAGCAGUACCUCAGCCAAUGGGACGCUGGAUUCUCUCAGUGCCGCCGCUGGCCUAGGCGGACCCACCAGUCCCAAACUGGAACCACCUCCUUCGCCGCAUGCCAACCGCAAAAAGCACAGAAGGAAAAAGAGUACGGGCAUCACCAAACCUGAUGGGCUGUCGGCAGGGAAUGAAGAGCAAGAAGAGUCGUUUGAGUUCAUCAUUGUGUCACUGACUGGACAGAUGUGGCAUUUUGAGGCGUCAACGUAUGAGGAGAGAGAGCUCUGGGUCCAAGCCAUCGAGAGUCAGAUAUUUGCCAGUUUACAGUCUUGUGAAAGUAGCAAGAAUAAGUCACGCUUAGGGAGCCAGAGUGAUGCCAUGACCAUCCAGUCCAUCAGGAACGUGAGAGGGAACAGUUUCUGUGUGGACUGCGACUCCCCCAAUCCAGACUGGGCGAGUUUGAACCUCGGCGCUCUGAUCUGUAUCGAGUGCUCGGGGAUCCAUCGGCACUUGGGCACUCACCUGUCACGUGUGCGCUCGCUGGACCUGGACGACUGGCCUGUGGAGCUCAGCAUGGUGAUGACGGCCAUCGGAAACGCUAUGGCCAACAGCGUGUGGGAGGGAGCGCUGGAGGGAUAUACCAAACCCGGAGCUGAUAGCAGCAGGGAGGAGAAGGAACGCUGGAUCAGGGCGAAGUACGAGCAGAAGCUGUUCCUUGUGGGCCUGCCGCAGUCGGACGUGCCCCUGGGGCAGCAGCUCCUGCGGGCCGUGGUGGAGGACGACUUGAGGAUGGUGGUGCUGCUGCUGGCUCACGGCACGAAGGAUGAGGUGAACGAGACUUACGGCGACGGGGACGGCCGCACAGCGCUGCACCUCUCCUGCGCCAUGGCCAAUGUGGUCAUCACACAGCUGCUAAUCUGGUAUGGUGUGGAUGUGAAGAGUCGCGACGCCCGCGGUCAGACGCCACUGUUCUUUGCCCGGCGAGCAGGAAGUCAGGAAUGCGUCGACAUCCUCGUCCAACACGGCUGCCCUUCGGAUUCCGGUGGCACGUCACCACCGACCGCUGUGCGGCACAACCCCAACGCCAACAACAACAACGGACAGUGCGAGAUCAACCGAAGCAUUAGCAUCAUGUAG
Ictalurus furcatus (blue catfish) is the source of this 4476-nucleotide messenger RNA. RefSeq names its product ArfGAP with GTPase domain, ankyrin repeat and PH domain 3 (gene agap3). Gene Ontology annotation, cellular component: nucleus. Bases 856 to 4476 code for a protein of 1206 amino acids. Gene Ontology annotation, molecular function: protein binding; GTP binding; GTPase activator activity. The transcript has 18 exons. NCBI's taxonomy places the organism in Eukaryota, Metazoa, Chordata, Actinopteri, Siluriformes, Ictaluridae. The record is from RefSeq and is a predicted model, not a curated record.